AUGGCUCUCUACUUUGCUUCAAUAGUUGGGUUAAGGGAGAUUUGUGGGUUUUACGACGGCAGUGGUCGUGCUAGUCAGGCCAAGAAACUGCUUGUUUCCAGCGAACAUCAAAGAGAAGUUGUUGCAAUGGCAGCUAGAGUCAAUAGAGGUCGCCAGAAGGUUCAAUUGGUAAGAAUUCAAAAUGAAAGUAACCGGCAAGUUACUUUCUCCAAAAGAAAAUUUGGAAUUUUUAAAAAGUCAAGUGAGCUUUGCACACUCACACGUGUUGAGAUGGUUGUACUCAUAACAUCGCCCGGAAAUAAGAUAUUCUCUUUUGGACACCCUUUUGUGGAGACCAUUGCAAACCGAUAUCUUUCAAGGAAUCGUGACGCCCCUGCUAACACAUACGUCACAGAGCAAUAUUUGGAGACUUUUCAGAACAUGAAACUUGAGGAUCUGAAUGCAGAGUAUACUACUGUAGAUGAAGAGCUUUUGAACUGCAGGUCGCGUGCUGAGAUGCUUCACAAGAGUGAAAUGAUCAACCAUGCUAGGGAGCAAUACCAAAAAGCCUUAGAAAUGAUGAACGAGGAACAACUCAAAUCUUUUGAGAAAGACUUGAAAAUGCUUCGUGGCAUUGUGGCUCACCAGUCUCAUGUGCUACAUCAAAGGAAAGUUGAGGUGAUGCAGCACAACGCUGCAAUGGAGGCUACAAGUGCAAUUAAACAUUUUUUUACCGCUGGAUGCAGCUCUUAA
Messenger RNA from Argentina anserina (silverweed cinquefoil), 732 nucleotides. Its product is annotated as agamous-like MADS-box protein AGL62. Lineage: Eukaryota; Viridiplantae; Streptophyta; Magnoliopsida; Rosales; Rosaceae. Gene Ontology annotation, biological process: regulation of transcription by RNA polymerase II. The transcript is spliced from 2 exons. Bases 1 to 732 code for a protein of 243 amino acids. Gene Ontology annotation, molecular function: RNA polymerase II cis-regulatory region sequence-specific DNA binding; protein dimerization activity; DNA-binding transcription factor activity, RNA polymerase II-specific. The record is from RefSeq and is a predicted model, not a curated record.